Messenger RNA from Zophobas morio, 981 nucleotides. RefSeq names its product gustatory receptor for sugar taste 64f-like. Gene Ontology annotation, cellular component: membrane. Gene Ontology annotation, molecular function: taste receptor activity. NCBI's taxonomy places the organism in Eukaryota, Metazoa, Arthropoda, Insecta, Coleoptera, Tenebrionidae. The record is from RefSeq and is a predicted model, not a curated record. Gene Ontology annotation, biological process: sensory perception of chemical stimulus; detection of chemical stimulus involved in sensory perception of taste. The transcript has 7 exons. Bases 1 to 981 code for a protein of 326 amino acids.
AUGGCCAGACUUUAUGCUGAACAUAUUUUAAUCAAGUGGUAUAUUUUUCGUGAAAUUGCACGAAAGUAUGACUCAGCUCUGUGGACAAAGCAAGCUUUAGUUUAUAUGCAUUAUUAUACAUUUUGCCAUAUAACUCAAUAUUCUUUGUGGAAAGGAAUUUUCUUUCAGAUCAUAACAAUCAGGAGUACUUUUUCGUGGACGUUUAUUGAUGUUUUUAUAAUGUUAGUCACUACAGCUUUUGCUCUGAGAGUUAAACAAUUUACGUUUAAAGUUGAAAUUUUGGCGAAAUCAAAGGCCAAUAACAUUAAGCUGUGGAAAAAACUACGGCAGGAGUACUAUCAGCUCUACCAAUUAUGUUGUCUCUUGAAUAAUAAGUUAACAUACAUAAUAUUUUUAUCCUAUGGUACUAAUAUGUAUUUUAUUCUAAUGCAACUUUUUGGAAGCAUGAAGCACUUGACGAGUACUUUGAGAAAAGUUUAUUACUAUAUGUCAUUUUUUCUUCUAAUAGCUAGGUUGUUGGGCGUUACCUUGUUUGGCGCAAGUGUUAGCAACGAAAGUGGUAAAAUUCUACCUUUGUUAUUUUCUGUACCUUCUCCUUCAUACAACAAAGAAGUCGAACGCUUGAUAGAUCAAGUUACUAAGAACGAAAUAGUUAUUUCCGUUAUGAAUUUUUUCAAAGUAAAUAAGGCGUUACUCUUUAAGUUUACUGGAGUUUUGGUAACUUACGAACUCGCUUUAAUGCAAUUCAAUACAUACUCUCUGAACACAGAUGAAACUAUUUCCAGACUUACUGAUCAGGUGUUGUAUAUAGAAAUUGCUCUUUCUGGAAAGAGAUUUUUUACUGUAAGAAAAAGAGCUGUUUUGACCAUAGCUGGUAUUGUAGCAACAUACCAGUUGGUACUAAACCAGUUAAACACACAAAUAGUACCAAAUUUUAAUACUGACAGUAGUUCAAAUAAAACUGCAUAUCCUAAAAACUAG